Messenger RNA from Moneuplotes crassus, 1437 nucleotides. The record is from the annotation of a GenBank genome assembly. Lineage: Eukaryota; Ciliophora; Spirotrichea; Euplotida; Euplotidae.
AUGGCACAGAGCAUUUACCCUCCCAACAACAAAUAUGACACUCUGUUCUCUCGUAGUGGAAAAUCGAAGAUUUAUACAACUCUAAGGCAAUUGGCGUCUUCAGAGCCAGAAACUAUCCAAAAGCCUCAGGAAAAUCCCAAUUAUGUUGAAGAAAUGAGACAAAAGAUGGGACUAUGGCAUAAUUCUGGCAAUGAAGGUAGAGAACAAACACUUGACAGCUUUAUGGAAGCCAAUAAAACAUUAAACCCUGAGUCAAAGCUUGAAACUAUUUUUACAAAAGAAAGCCCAAAUAAAAUCAGUGACUUAAGAGCUGGAUGUAAAGAUUUCAAGUACCAAGAAAGUGCAUGGCAGGUUAAUAAGAAAAAUUUGACAUCCAGCUUUAGCUCUGAACCAAGAGAAGCUGAAUUCCAAAGACACUUGAAGCAGUUAAAUCCAAGUAUGCCUGGAAAAUAUAAUUUAAAAUUUAACUCUACUGAGAAAAGAGUUCAAGGGGUUAGCUUCAGCAAGAUCGGUGCUAAGAUUCAUAAAAGGUUGAACUCUUCCACCCUAAACUCUCCCAUCUGUGGCAGAAUUAUUCGUGCUCUCAAUUCCGGUCAAAGUCGUGGCAAGACCAUGGAUCAUAACUCAAGCCAUAAAUUUUCUCCCCAUGUCAGCCAGGGAACUGUAGAAGAAAAGGGACAUAGCUCUAAGAGCCAGAUGUCACAUAAAAGGAGAGAAAUUUCCACCAAAACUACUGCUAGGAAUGUCCUGUACAACAAAGCCUCGACUACUGAUAAACUCUCAAGACAAAAAUAAGGAAUACCAUCUGAUAAUUUCGAACACAGACAGGUUUAUAGAUGUCUCUGGCAUUCCUGAGAUAAAAGCAGGGAAUAAAGGAUUUAUCCAUUUUGAUAGGAUGAGCACCAAGCAGUACAUUAGUCCGAAGUAUGCUGCCUCUGAACUGAAGCACUCAAAUCCCAAGUUCAACAAGCUAGAUAUAAAGGAGGUUAACAGAAAAGUCCCAGUUUAUGAGAUAAAAUAAGGGGAAAAACAGGGAUCCGUAUUACAACAAGUUAUGGCAAAAGCUGGAUCCUGGACUCAAGAAUCAAGCUGAUUAUGACAUAUCCAAAAGUUUCCAAAUGAAUAGUAAGAAGGUAUCAUCCCCUCGGUUCAAUAAGAUGAUGGAAAGGAGUAAUGUGAACUCUAUCUAUUACAGAACUGAUGAUGUCAGAGAUGAUGUUGAUAAUGAUCGCCUUCAGAAAGGAAUCAAUGCAGUAACUCAUAAAUCCAGUGGAGCCUACAUCAACUGGGAUAAGCAGAAGAAGAGAGAUAGCCUCCUGUAUACCCAAACAGAGGCAUUCAAGAACAUUCAGAAUGAGAAUACAAGGUAUGAACUCAUUCAGCAAAUGCUGAAAGAACUUUAAGAAUUCCAUAUUUUCAAUAAUUCAUGAUUUUUAA